GCUGGAACCAACAAACUGGCCUCACAAGCUGGUAUGACAAGUAUGGGAGCAACCAGGCACGUGGCAGACAUUAGGGCUGAUAACUGUGUCAAGGAAGGUCAAGGCGUUAUUGGGCUUCAGGCAGGGUCCAACAAAUUCGCCUCACAGGCUGGUAUGUCUUUCGGAUCAGUGAGGCACGUGUCCGACAUUCGAGCUGACGACCAGUGCAGGGAAGGCCAAGGCAUCAUCACCCUGCAGUCAGGAACUAACAAGUUUGCGUCCCAAAAGGGCAUGACGGGUUUCGGAGCGGCCAGACAUAUCGCUGACACAAGGGUUGAGGAUAUCACACCGGACAGUCACGCCGUCAUUGGGCUCCAGGCUGGAUCCAACAAGUUUGCCUCGCAGAAAGGCAUGCAGAGUUUCGGGGCUGUCAGGCAUGUCUCUGAUAUCCGAGCUGACAACAUUCUCCAGGAGGGGCAGGGUGUGCUCUCUCUGCAGUCUGGGACGAACAGAUAUGAGUCACAAAAGGGCAUGACAUCCUUUGGCGCUGUAAGACAUAUUGCAGACAAGCGCAUUGAUGACAUGGAUCAAAUUGGUCAAAGCAUUGUCAGACUGCAGGCUGGAACCAAUAAAAUGGAUUCUCAGAAAGGCAUGUCCGCGUUUGGAUCUGUGAGACACGUUUCUGACAUCAAAGCAGAUGAUAUCAACCAAGAAGCACAUGGAGUCAUCGGUCUGCAGGCAGGAUCCAACAAGUACGCUUCACAGAAAG
Candidula unifasciata is the source of this 748-nucleotide messenger RNA. Lineage: Eukaryota; Metazoa; Mollusca; Gastropoda; Stylommatophora; Geomitridae. The record is from the annotation of a GenBank genome assembly.